Molecule: messenger RNA, 1451 nt
Organism: Megalobrama amblycephala (Wuchang bream)
Lineage: Eukaryota; Metazoa; Chordata; Actinopteri; Cypriniformes; Xenocyprididae
Gene: nansa
Product: N-acetylneuraminic acid synthase a
Biological process (GO): carbohydrate biosynthetic process
Molecular function (GO): N-acylneuraminate-9-phosphate synthase activity
Source: RefSeq, a predicted model, not a curated record
CGCAAAUAAACCCGGAAGUUCUACGUUCUCUUUCAUUUAGACAUUUGACGCGUGUAACUAAAGCAGUGAGACAAACUCACCCCUGUCAUUUCUAUAGCUUUUUUUGGCCGUGUUUGUGCACUUUGAUUUAAAAUGCCUCUUAAAUUUGAGUUAUGCCCUGGUCGCAUGAUCGGAGGAAACAACCCGUGUUUCAUUAUUGCAGAAAUCGGACAGAAUCCAGGGGACAUUGAAAUCGCCAAGAAAAUGAUCAAGAUGGCAAAGGACUGCGGGGCAGACUGUGCGAAGUUUCAGAAGAGUGAGCUGGAGUAUAAGUUCAAUAAGAAAGCGCUGGAGCGGCCGUACACCUCCAAACACUCCUGGGGAAAAACAUACGGAGAGCACAAGCGCCAUCUAGAGUUCAGCCAUGAGCAGUACAGAGAGCUGCAGCAGUACGCGAAAGAAGUGGGCAUCUUCUUCACUGCGUCUGGAAUGGACGAGAUGGCUGUAGAAUUCCUGCAUGAGCUCAAUGUGCCUUUUUUCAAAGUUGGAUCUGGAGACACCAACAACUUCCCCUACCUCAAGAAAACUGCCCAAAAAGGACGUCCUAUGGUUGUAUCCAGUGGGAUGCAGUCCAUGGAGACCAUGCGGCGCGUUUACGAGACCGUGAAGGAACACAACCAAAACUUCUGCAUCCUGCAGUGCACAAGCGCAUAUCCGCUGGAACCUGAGGACGUCAACCUGCGGGUUAUCAUGGAAUAUCAAAAAGAAUUUCCUGACAUUCCCAUUGGUUACUCAGGCCACGAAAGCGGGAUCAGCAUCACUGUGGGGGCAGUUGCACUGGGAGCAAAGGUCGUGGAGCGGCAUGUGACCUUGGACAAGACCUGGAAGGGCAGCGAUCAUGCGGCAUCUCUGGUGCCAGAAGAGCUGGCGGAGCUGGUGCGAUCCAUCCGCACUGUGGAGAGAGCUUUGGGCACUGGGCUGAAACGCAUGCUGCCCUGUGAGGUGCCAUGCCAUGAUAAGCUCGGGAAGUCUGUGGUUGCAAAGACAGCCAUCCCGAAAGGUACAGAACUAACCCUUGACAUGCUGACUGUGAAAGUAGCUGAACCCAAGGGUGUAGCUCCGGAAGACAUCUUCCAGCUGGUGGGGAAGAAAGUGACGAUAGAUUUCGAGGAGGAUGAGAGCAUCACUGAGGAUGCAGUCGACAACUAUGGGAAAAAAGCCAAAGCCUGAGGAAAACUGGCUCUGCAUGUGAUUCUUGAUCAGACUGGAAAUAAAUGUACGUUUUAGCCAAAAUAAAAUGAAUUAUUCAAGAGCCACAGUUAAAAUGGCACUGUUUUAUCUGUCAGCCAGACAAAGUCAGAUGCAACAAUACAAAAUGCUGUAUAUAUCAUCAGACCCAUUUUUUUUCUGUUUAUGUGGGUUAUUAUUUGCCAAAUACUGUUACUGAAUAAAUAAGAUAGAAACAAUGGAAA